This is a messenger RNA of Paramecium octaurelia, 1186 nucleotides long. Lineage: Eukaryota; Ciliophora; Oligohymenophorea; Peniculida; Parameciidae. The record is from the annotation of a GenBank genome assembly.
AAACAUGUAACAAUGAGCCAAUUCGACAAUUCGACGAUGUUCUGAAAUUAAUAGUGUAAUAACAAUAUCAAUAAUAUAAGACACUAAUAGUUUGAAAUAACACUUAUAAGAACGUUAAAAAUUAUUAAAUAUGAAUUAAUAUGAUCGAAUUAGACCUAUCGUAUUUUAAAAGGCUUCAGAUGUUAACUAUAUUAGAUCUAAUUCGUUGGCUGUUCGAUCAUCUCCACUCAAAUAAAAAUUGGAUCAAUCUUUUGAUUUAUAAGCAGAUUCAACCAAAAAUCAAACAAAUACAACAAUGAAGGACAUCAGUAAUUAUAAAAAGCUGUAUGUGAGUGAAUCAUGUUAAAAUAACAGUAAAGAAAACCAGCUCUCUGGCAAAAAUUUCUCUUUUAGAUUAGACGAAACCUCUUUUUUGAAAUAACGAAUUAAACAACUUGAAACUCAGAAUACAAAUCACAUUUCUUAAAAUAAAAAGUUAGCCCAUGUUUUGGACUAAUAAAUACAAUAGCAUUAAUAACUUUAGGAAUAAUAUUAAUAGAAAAAUUAAAUAAUAAGAAAAAUUGAAGAUGUAUAAAAAGAAAAUAAAUACUAAUUAUCAAGCAACACAGACCUCAAAUAAUUAAAUGAACAAUUAGUUUUAUCCAAAUAGGUUAUUAGUAAUUUAGAGGAGAAAAUGCAACUUAUUCUACAGGAUAAUCAAAAAUUGAGUUAAGAAAACGACAGAUUUCAGUUCCAAGAUCAACAAUUAAAAAUUUAAUUAGAUAAGUAUAAGAGCAGAUGCUCAAUUGUAGAGACCAAAUUGAAAUAAACACAGUAACAUAAAAUAAUAUUGUAGAGAUGAAUCAUAAUGCUUAGAAUUACAACGAAAAAUAAAGAAAUAGAAUGAAGAUCUUGAGUUAUUGUAUAGAGAGAACAAUGAUAUGAAAUAAUAAUUGAAUUAAAAUAAUAAUAUUAUUUAACUUCAGGAGAAAGACAAAUAAUCAUCUCAAAAUGUGUAAUAUUCAUUAUUAAUUAUAGGGACAAAUAUAGGGAAACGAUUUAAGAAUUAGAAUGUGAAAAUAAAUAUUUAUUAAAAGUUAUAGACAUUGAUUAGUAGAAGAUGAAUAACCUAGAGAACAAGCUCAAUUUAUUGACAAAGGAAAAUCAGAGAUUGACAGAUAUAGUAAAGAAUCGUCACAAAUAAUGA